GAGUUAACGCGAGUGCUACUGUCGAAGUAGUGUUCAGAAAAGUGUACGGACUGAUAAUAGGCGCUUAAUGACCAAACCAACACCGCUAAAGGGCGACUCAGGCUAGCUCAGGCUGCACCUAGCCUUGCCCAGGUUAACCUGAGUGGCGUGCCACUUCCUGAAUUCCAGAGGCUUGUUGAAAUAAACGUAUUUACAUAGCAGGUUGCACAAGGCUUUGCAUGCAUGUACUUACAAAACUCAAACAACCGGUUGGCUGUUCAGCAGUCACUGCGGUGUGUUUGUAUGGGACCAGACGGUAGUUAGUCUUAAAUAUGCUGUUUCUCUGAUAGGUUCUUCCCACUCGUGAAAACAUGAACUGUAAUGUCUCCUGUGGAAACGGUGUCUGGACCGGCCACGACUGUGCUGUAGGUCAGCAUCUGCACUGUUUGCUCGUAAAUGUGACAGACUACACCAACGCAUCCAGCCUCACUAUGGGUCAGGACAGGGGGAAGUACGAUUUCUACAUUGGUCUGGGACUGGCCAUCAGCUCCAGCAUCUUCAUCGGGGGCAGUUUCAUCCUCAAGAAGAAAGGACUUCUGAGGCUGGCGAGGAAGGGAUCGAUGCGGGCAGGCCAGGGAGGUCAUGCAUAUCUAAAAGAAUGGCUGUGGUGGGCUGGUUUAUUAUCAAUGGGCGCUGGGGAAGCAGCUAACUUUGCAGCGUAUGCCUUUGCUCCUGCGACACUGGUCACUCCACUGGGAGCCCUCAGCGUGCUCGUCAGCGCGGUGCUGUCGUCAUACUUUUUGACAGAGCGGUUAAACCUGCAUGGGAAGCUCGGCUGUCUGCUCAGCAUCUUGGGCUCCACCACCAUGGUGAUUCACGCCCCGCAAGAGGAAGAGAUAAGCAGCCUCGAGGAAAUGGCCAACAAGCUGGUGGACCCAGGGUUUUUAUUCUUUGCCACUGUAGUCAUCAUCGUGGCGCUCAUCUUUAUAUUCGUCGUGGGUCCCCGUCACGGUCAGACCAACAUCCUCGUCUACAUCACCAUCUGCUCAGUGAUCGGGGCUCUAUCGGUGUCCUGUGUCAAAGGACUGGGCAUCGCCAUCAAGGAAGCCAUCGCUGGGAAAAGCGUGGUGAGAAACCCACUGGCGUGGAUCCUGCUGUUGGGUCUGGUGGGCUGCGUGAGCACACAGAUCAACUACUUGAACAAGGCUCUGGACAUAUUCAACACGUCCCUGGUGACGCCCAUCUACUACGUGUUCUUCACCACGUCCGUGCUCACCUGCUCCGCCAUCCUCUUCAAAGAGUGGGAGCACAUGGGCACCGACGACGUCAUCGGGACCCUCAGCGGCUUCCUCACAAUCAUCGUGGGCAUCUUCCUGCUCCACGCCUUCAAAGACAUUAGCGUCAGUUUGGCCACUCUCGCCGUGUCCAUGAGGAAGGAGGAGCGAGCCUUUCCUGCUGCCAACGGCGUGGCUUCCCACAGCACCUACGAACUGCUACACGACGAGUCCACCGAGGACAUGGACAGAGAGAUAGGCUUGCCUUUUGAUAGCGUCUCCAGAAGGAACGGAGCAAUGAGCUCCUCAUUGGAUCACUGAGGAACUUUUUCUCAGCUCCCUACUGACUUAGCCAUGGCAUUGCUGCAGACAUGGCGUAUGAAACAAUAAGACAAUCAGCUGUGUGGGGAGAGUAACUCGGACAGACCAGUGGAUUGUAUUUGAUGUUUUAAUUUGCCUUACUUUUCUCAGAAUAUGAGCUGGUCAUAUUCGGUUACCGUUAGAACCUAAUUUCAUUCCUCUGUAGCGCUGUAAAUAAGUUUUUCUGAAGAAAUGUUUUGUUAUAUGUACAUGCAUAUCAUGCACUGACUUACUUUCUAUAAAUCAACGAAGAUGAAGUUUUAAUAUAUAUUCUAUAUGAGGUCCUCCUGACAGUGACAUUUGAUAGGACAUUCACUAUAAUUUGAGUUUUUGUGAUACUUGAAAGUAACGAUUUUUGUUGGGAGUCAUUCUGAACUUUUUUUUUGUAGUUUUUACAUGAAAAGCUCGGUGAAACCAACAGAUUUGUUACAUAUUUAUUGAAUUAAAAUGAUUAAAACAUUUGAAACACAAGGCACAGUGAAUAAAUGCUUAACAAGA
Molecule: messenger RNA, 2111 nt
Organism: Acanthochromis polyacanthus (spiny chromis)
Lineage: Eukaryota; Metazoa; Chordata; Actinopteri; Pomacentridae
Gene: nipa2
Product: NIPA magnesium transporter 2
Exons: 6
Coding region: 351-1574 (407 amino acids)
Biological process (GO): magnesium ion transport
Cellular component (GO): membrane
Molecular function (GO): magnesium ion transmembrane transporter activity
Source: RefSeq, a predicted model, not a curated record